Molecule: messenger RNA, 2395 nt
Organism: Daucus carota subsp. sativus
Lineage: Eukaryota; Viridiplantae; Streptophyta; Magnoliopsida; Apiales; Apiaceae
Product: inactive poly [ADP-ribose] polymerase RCD1
Exons: 7
Coding region: 347-2125 (592 amino acids)
Molecular function (GO): NAD+ poly-ADP-ribosyltransferase activity
Source: RefSeq, a predicted model, not a curated record
UGUUUCAUCCAGUUGCCCAAGAAACGAAACCGAAAGAAAAUAAAAAAUAAAAAAUAAAAAUCAAAGGCGGUGGCCCAAGAAAGGGCACGAUUGAUAUUAACUCAGCAUAGCCUAGGCUAGGGUUUUCAACUAUUAUUUUUCCCCAAAAAUAAUUUCACAGGCAGCAGAAGCAAAGCACCAGAUCAAUCGCUAAUUCUCUACUUAAGAUCUUCUGGAUUUUACUACUAAAAUGGCAUUCACUAUGUCAUUGCUUCUCUGAACAAAGGCGCAACUGAGAUCUACAGUAUUGUUAUAUUUGAAGACUUAGCUUUCAAUCUGUGUCAAGAGGUGUUAUUUGCAAGUAAAAAUGGAUACAAAGUUCGCAAAGGUAUUGGAUAGUCGCAGAUCUCUGAAUGAUAUGAAAAGGAAGAGGGCACUUCAAUGUAAGGCGAAUAAUACAAAAGCAGCCACUGGCACUAAUAUAGCACCACAACCUGUUUUUGAGUCUUCGCCCAACAAGAUAAACAAGACAACUAAGCGUAGAAAGCUGGAUAUAUCAAAAUCACAAUAUGGUUGGUGCAGUUCGCAAUCAAAAAGUUCUCUGCUGAGAUAUUAUUCAAAUUUCAAAAGGAGUGCUCCUCCGGCACGCUUGAUGUGUUACCAGAAAGGUGAAUGGACCAAUCUUCCUCAAGAUGCUGUGACUUCAGUUAGAAAGGACUUCCAAAUGAAGAAAGCAGUCUUGGAGGUAGAGCUUAGCGGAAAAUUAUUUCUAAUGGACUUCCUGCACAUGAUGAAACUGGAUUUAGAGACCGGCACACAGCAGCCCAUUGCCUGGAUCGAUGAAGAGAAUACUUGCUUUUUUCCAGAAAUAUUCUUAAACCAAGAAAAGAUUAAUGAGUGUUAUGGUGAAAAUGAUCAAGUUUGUGGACAUAUAGUCCCGGAAUCUCAUGGGUCCAAUGAUUUGAAGCUUCAGCUUGAGAUUGACAUUAGUGGAUUAGAUUACUUGAAGAUGAAGGAAUCUACUGGUGAAUCAGAUGAUAUAGUGAGGCAAGUUAAAGUUGUUAAAAAGCCCGCGAUAGAUGCAGAAGCUGACAACAGUUGCAUCAGAGUUUCUAAUGAUGAGGCUUGCGAGGCUUUUGGUGAAAAUCAGCAAGGUGAUAACGUGGUUCGGCAUGAUCGUGGAAGUAUUGAUUCCAAUACUGUUCGGGAAAUGAUUCUCAAGGCUUUUAGCUUAUUCAAGGUAGACAAACUUGAGGUAUCUUGUGGUUCAGGUAUGACAAUGCAGGCUCGCUCAGAACUUUUUCAGAAGCAGGUUGAGAUCACAGAAAAGUAUCAUGGAGAUGCAAAUGUUAAAUAUGCCUGGCUUCCUAUUUCUAAAGGUGAAUUUUCCAAUGUCAUGACUUAUGGGCUUGGGGAGUGUGAAAUGUCGAAAAUGAAGUCUGCAUAUGGCUCUGGUAUUCUCCUUUUACCUUUACAUUGCGCUCGGAGCAGUGCGAGUUACUGUGAUGUUGACGAAAAUGGGGUUCGAUAUGUUAUUUUAUGUCGUGUUAUAAUGGGAAACGUCGAGGCUAUCUAUCCUGGAUCGAAACAGGCGCAUCCCAGUUGUGAGAGUUAUGAUAGUGGGGUUGACGACCUUAAUGAUCCUAGGCACUAUGUAGUGUGGGGUACAAAGAAGAAUACUCAUGUUUACCCACUGUAUGCUGUUAGUUUUAAGAUUUCCUCUGAAGCUGGAGGCCGAAUGGGUGGUAAUGGGAACAAGCUUAAUAUCUCAGGAGUCACUACUUGUCAAGGACCUGAUGCUCAACUGCAAUCAAAUUCUGGCUCUCCUGAUAUGGUUUCAGUUCCAAAAGCUCAAGUAGCCGCUGAAAAUAUUGGUUCACACUCACCAAAGUCUCCUAAAUCUCCUUGGAUGCCUUUCCCAAUGUUGUUUGCAGCUAUUUCUAAUAAAGUUCCCUCUAGCAAAAUGAACCUUGUCAGUAACAAUUAUGAGUUAUUCAGGAAUCAAAAGAUAAGCCGGGAUGAUUUUGUGCGAAGGCUGAGGGCUAUCGUCGGAGAUGCACUGCUGAGGUCAGCAAUAUUAAAUCUGCAAAAUGAGGGACAGGAUCGUUGUGUGGAUGCUGUAGGCCGCUCCAGAUCAGCUCACUAGGACAAUUGCAGCUUGUUUAUCAGGGAAGGGUACUUUGAUACUUUGUUGCUGUUGUCCUAAAAAUGUGUCGACAUGAUAAUGUGAAUAUUUAGAUCUGGUUGAAGAGCUUUUGCUGUCUGGUUUUCGCUAUGUUUAUGUUAUCUCAACCUUUUAGACACUCACCUUGGAACUUUGUUGGAUGGUAGGCUUAAUGACUUGUCAUGGUUUCUGUUUUAGUAUUGGAUUCUGUUUCGUCUUAUUAUAUUUGUAUGUGGUGGAGCCUUAUUACCA